GUGGACCACCUGCUGAUGAGGGCCACCCUGGAUGUGAUUGGGCGGGUGGCGUUCGACAUCGAUUUCCGGGCGGUACAGGAGUUCAAUGUUGCUGCGUCCAACAGCCAGCCGACCUCAAACCCCGAAGACGACGAGAUUUUCACCAUCAUUCGCGAAAGCAUGAAUGAACUCAACUCGCGAUGGGCCAACCCGCUUCGGGGGCGCUACAUGUUUUGGCUGCCGGAGGUGCGGCACGCGAUGCGCUACUGGCGGGCGCUGCAGCAGCACAUGAGGGGCGUGCUGAGGGAGAUCCGGUCGAGAGGGCCACCUGCAGACGGGGAUGAGUCUAUUGCCGCCCACCUGAUGCGCUUGAAAGAUCCCCACACAGGGCAGCCGCUGGCGGACGACCGCCUGCUCCCCGAGAUCGCCACCUUCUUCGUCGCCGGCACCGACACCACCGCCCACACCAUGACCUGGACGCUGUACCUGGUGGCGCAGCACCCGGAGGUGGAGGCCAGGCUGUGCGCUGAGCUGGACGCGCUGGGCCUGCUGGCCACGCCCCAGCGCCCCGAGCCGCGGAUGGUGGAGGUGGAAGACCUGAGCCGCCUGGUGUACCUGGCAGCGGUGGUGAAGGAGUCGAUGCGGGUGCUGCCUGUCAGCGCGGACGGCACCGCCAUCCAGGCGCCCCGCGACAUCCAGCUGGGCCCCCACACCAUCCCGGCAAACACCAUCAUCUGGGUGCACAUCUUCAGCUGCCACAACAGCGCCCGCUACUGGGACCAACCCGACCGCUUCCUGCCCGAGCGCUUCAUGCAGCCCGGGGCCGAGUAUGCCGCCAGCGGCCCGCAAGGCAAAACGGCAGGUGAAGCAGCGGCAGGGCAGCAGGCAGCAGCAGCGGCAGCAGGAGGGCAGAGCGCGCCGCCAUCGCAAGAGAAGCUGCCUGGUGACGGCAGCAGCGCACAAGGCGAGGCUGAGGUACAGCACAGGCCCGAUUCACACGGCAGCAGCAGCCUGAGCCCCAGCUUCAGCAGCAGGGCAGUUGGGAGCGGCGGCGGCAGCAGCCAGCCGCUUCGCUUCUUCCCCUUCAGCCAGGGCCCCCGCAACUGCGUGGGCCAGUCGCUGGCAAAGAUGGACUACUUAGCAAUACUGGCGGUACUGCUGGGGCGGUACACAUUCCAGCUGACUCCCGAGGUGACGGCCCCUGGAGGCGUGCGCGACAUCAUCAGCCUGACGCUGCAACCGGAGCACGGGCUGCCGGUGCUAGCGGUGCCUCGCGUGCCGCAGCUGUAGAGCAGGUCACAUCUCAUGCACGACGAUCUCCAUGCCAUGAACAAAUUCAGCUUGCAAGCACGAUUCCACACAAUACAUGGCGCCUCAGGCAAACGAGACCCUUGCGCUACAGGGCCAGCUCUGUUGGCGGCGUGUCCUAGUGUCUUCUCUUGCGGCCCUUGCUGCGCUAUGUGGGCAUCAAGCGGGGGCGGCGUAGCUAAAGUGGGUGGAUGAGUUGAUGAGGUGGCUCUCAGAGGUCGGCAGCCAGCCGGCUCGCCACCUGCUGCGCCAGGUCUGUGCAGCGGCGGGCCUCCGCAUGCAUCGUGGUGCCGUCAAACAUCUGAACGGCGGCGACCACUUGAUCCAGGGCUGCUGCGCCGCCCAGCUGGGACUGGAGCGGGGCCCGCAGCUGUGCCACCCCAGCAGCGUUGCGCAGGACGGCCAGCACUUGCAGAAGCACGAACACCGUGGGGAGCAGCUUGCGAGCCUCGCGGCCCGACACGGCGCCCCAGGACAGCCGCGCCUGCUCCAGUGUGCGGGCCAGCAGUUGCACGCAGCCAACCAGGCCCUCCAGGGCCUGGGAGGAGCGCAGGAACUCGGCGUUGGCCUGUGCGACCAACUGGCCGCCUGGCCCCUCCAGCCCCUCGGAUGCCUGCUCUUCAGGGACCAGCAGCGC
Messenger RNA from Chlorella variabilis, 1924 nucleotides. RefSeq lists its product as hypothetical. The record is from RefSeq and is a predicted model, not a curated record. Bases 16 to 1269 code for a protein of 417 amino acids. Gene Ontology annotation, molecular function: monooxygenase activity; iron ion binding; oxidoreductase activity, acting on paired donors, with incorporation or reduction of molecular oxygen. The transcript has 12 exons. Lineage: Eukaryota; Viridiplantae; Chlorophyta; Trebouxiophyceae; Chlorellales; Chlorellaceae.